This is a messenger RNA of Megalopta genalis, 1447 nucleotides long. RefSeq names its product polyA-binding protein interacting protein 2 (gene Paip2). Gene Ontology annotation, biological process: negative regulation of translational initiation. Gene Ontology annotation, cellular component: cytoplasm. Lineage: Eukaryota; Metazoa; Arthropoda; Insecta; Hymenoptera; Halictidae. The record is from RefSeq and is a predicted model, not a curated record. Gene Ontology annotation, molecular function: mRNA regulatory element binding translation repressor activity.
GGCAUUACUCCAAGGGUUAAUUUGUGUUGCACGACACGUAUUUCACCCAUGAACUGCGUAAAUCGUGUUUUCUAUCGCAAGUCGUCCGUAGACGCGUUCUUAAAAGUACGUUUAGAUGAGAUACGUUUUGUCGAAUCAGUUCAUCGCCGAUUCCUUCUCGGAUUACGAGUUUUCGUAUAAUACGUAUUUUGUUCUUUCAGACAUAUUUGAAAUAAAAAUGAAGAUACCAAGCAGCGGUUCUGGGAAUGAUUAUGGCACGGAAACAGACAUUAUUACAUACAUGGAAAAUAACUAUGAGUCCGAACUCGACGUGCCAGAAGCAGAGGACAGUGACUUUUCAGAAUAUCUCUGGAUGGAAAAUGAGGAAGAAUUUGACAAAGAGGUGAUCCAACAAUUGAUGGAAGAAGAACUAACAGAGGAAUGUUUAAAAGCAAUGUGGGAGGAUGAAAAACAACUUGAAAGAAACAGUAGUAUCGAUACUGAAAUUUGGCAACAAUUAGACCGUUUAAGCCUUCCAGAUGAUGUUACCGAAUGGAGUACAUUAAAUCCAAAUGCAGCUGAAUUCGUACCAGCAUUCAAGCCCGCAGUAACAUCUGUAAGUACACCGCCAGAAGUAACUGCAAAAUCAUCAUAGAAGCCAUACAUUCCCUUCUUUAAAGUAAACAAAAAUGGACUGUAUGUAUGGCUAAAUAUUUACCACCCACAGUAACACAGUUGUAUUAACCGGAACAUAUUAAAAGUUAAACAGCUGUGACUAAACGUACAAAGAUAUAACGAACGUCAAAGUGGAUAAUACGUAAUGCUGUUAUAUGAUAAUCCAAGAUUAAUGAAAUCAGUUGCAUAACCAAAAAUUUAAAAGCAAAAAAAUAGAAAAAAUAAUGCUAUUCAAAUUUUUAUAGACAGAAAAUAUUGCAUAAUAUUAUAAACGUUUAAUUUUACAUAUAUAUUUUUUGGGAAUUAAUUAAUUAUGAUAUAUACAUAAAUCACUUGUUAAAAAAAUUUGCAAUUUAUAUUUCUUGCUUAAUCGAGGGCAAUUAUACACAAAAGUUGAGAAGUUUUCAUUACUUUUGUUUUAUAUAUAUGUUAUUACAAAUUGAGGCAGCAUAUAUGAAGGAAAACCAUUUACUGAUAAAGUCUCGAAUCUUUAGUCAAUUCGUAUGAAUCACCUUCACUUUUGUAUUAAUUAUGUUGUACAUAUGUACACCCGAUUAAUUAUUGUAUCCAAGACAAGCAUAUCCUUUUUAAUUCUUUCAGAAUAUUUCUUUUUAUUAAGAUCUGAAGGUUUUUAUAAUGUAGUAUGCGUUUCUAGAGAAACACUUCUCCUAAGAGUUCCUUUUAUAACACUUAUUUUAUACUGGUAUACACCUUCCGUAGGAUCACUGACAUAAACUAAGAACAAUAUAUACCGACGUCAUUAAGACACGAAUAAAAUAUUGCAUUAAAAGAA